Messenger RNA from Apodemus sylvaticus (European woodmouse), 1976 nucleotides. RefSeq names its product zinc finger protein 709-like. The coding region runs from base 132 to 1619 and encodes 495 amino acids. The record is from RefSeq and is a predicted model, not a curated record. Gene Ontology annotation, biological process: negative regulation of transcription by RNA polymerase II; regulation of immune system process; regulation of cytokine production. The transcript has 5 exons. NCBI's taxonomy places the organism in Eukaryota, Metazoa, Chordata, Mammalia, Rodentia, Muridae.
UUUACUCUUUAGUUCUGGUUCAGGUUCCGUUUCUUCAGGUUCUGUCUCUGGCUCACAGUUGUGUAAGGUGUCUCCGCUGUAGCUAGCGUCCCUAUGAGGUGCAGACGACGCGGGACGGCAGAAAAUCGGAAAUGGGUUUGCUAUGUAAGCUGACUGGCCUGGGACUUGCUGUGUGGACCAGGCGGGCCUCCAGCUCAGAGCCGCCUGGCUCGGCCUUGACUAUCCAUAGGAACUCAGUGGCCUUUGACGAUUUGGCUAUAAACUUCACCCAGGAAGAGUGGGCUUUGCUGGAUCCCUCCCAGAAGAAUCUUUACAGAGAUGUGAUGGAGGAAGUCUUUAGGAACCUGACUUCUAUAGAGAAAGGGUGGGAAGACCAAAACACUGAAGAUGAGGACAAAAAUCCUGAGACAAAUUUAAGGCACAUCAUAGCCAACUCUGGAUACAGCCUAUCUGAAAGUGAAGAAUACUCUGAGAAGCCAUAUAAAUUUACACAGUAUAGGAACUCUUUCGUUUCUCUUAUGAGUAUUCAAAGACAUAUGAUAAUGGACACUGGAAGUAAGCCUUACAAGUGCAUGCUUUGUGGGAAAGCCUUCCAUUUCCCCAGUGAAUUCAGAAUCCAUCUAAGAACUCACACAGGAGAGAAGCCCUAUGAAUGUAAACAGUGUGGGAAAGCUUUCAGUCAUUCCAGCUCCUUUCGAAAACAUGAGAGGACUCACACUGGAGAGAGGCCCUACGUGUGUAAACAGUGUGGGAAAGCCUUUAAUUGUUCUGGUUCCAUCCGAAAACAUGAAAGAACCCACACGGGGGAGAAGCCUUAUGAAUGUAAGCAGUGUGGGAAAGCCUUCAACUGUCCCAGUUAUCUUCAAAUUCAUGAAAGAAGCCACACUGGAGAGAAGCCCUAUGAAUGUAAACAGUGUGAGAAAACAUUCAGUUGUUCCAGUUCCCUUCGAAAACAUGAGAGGACUCACACUGGAGAGAAGCCCUAUGAGUGUAAACAGUGUGGGAAGGCCUUUAGUUGUUCCAGUUCCUUUCGAAAGCAUGAACGGACUCAUACUGGGGAGAAACCCUAUGAAUGCAAACAGUGUGGCAAGGCCUUCUUUUCUCUCACAAGUGUUCGAACACACAUGAUAAAGCACACUGGAAAUGGGCCUUUUAAAUGCAAUGUAUGUGAAGAAGUGUUUCCCUUUUCCAGUGUAUUUAGAAGACACCAAACUUGUCAUGCUGGAGAGAAGAAGUCCUAUGAAUGUAAACAAUGCAAUAAAUGGUUUAGUUCCUCCACCUCACUUCACAAUCACAGAAGAAGUCACAACGGGGAAAAGCCCUAUGCUUCUAAACAGUGUGGGAAAGCUUUCAGUUGUCCCAGUUACAUUCGAAAACAUGACCGAGCUCAUGCUGGGGAAAAACCUUCUCCACGCAAACAGUGUGGUAAGUGCUUCAGUGCUUCCGGCUCUCUUCAAACACACGAAAGAAUUCAUACUGGAGAAAAGUCCUAUAAACAGGGUGCUAGAGCGUUCAGUCGCUCCACUUCCAUUAGGAAACAUGAACAAACUCACAGUGGGGAGAAACCCUAUGACUAUAGUGUGGGAAAACCUUCACUUCCUGUUAGAAUUGAUUACUGACAGUCUUAAAUUAUUCAUAACAGUCUUAUGAAUGUAAAUUCUGGCAAAUCCUUAUUUUCUCUAACAGGUAUUGUUUGCUUUUGUUUUUAACAAAAAUGAUAAAGCGCACUGGAAACGGACCUUUUAAAUGUGAGGUAUGUGAAAAAAGCCUUUCACAUCUCACAGUCCUAGCAUAUUUAGAGCACAUCAAAUAAACUCGUGCACGAGAGAAACAAUGCGAGUGCAGACAAUGUGGUAAAUCCUUCACUUCUAGGUAUCCUCAAAGGAUUCAUGUUGGAAAGUAUCUCUACUAAUGAAAGCACUGGAGAACCACUUACUACAAUUGCCUUGUAAAGAUGAAUGAAUUUUUUUUUUUGG